AUGGACCGCUGCGGCCCCGCGGGCAGCCCCCUGAUCUCCGACCACGAGCCCGCGCCCCCUGCCGCCUCCUCCACCCGAGACUCCAGCCCCGGGCUGCCCGGGCCGGGACCGGCGGGCGCGGGCGGCGGCGGCGGCGGGCGCUCGGGGGGCGGCGGGAGGCCGGCGGCGGCGAACGCGGCGCGGGAGCGCAGCCGGGUGCAGACCCUGCGGCACGCCUUCCUGGAGCUGCAGCGCACGCUGCCGUCCGUGCCGCCCGACACCAAGCUGUCCAAGCUGGACGUGCUGCUGCUGGCCACCACCUACAUCGCUCACCUCACCCGCAGCCUGCAGGGCGACGCCGAGGCGCCGGCGGACCCCGGGCUGGGCGCCCUGCGUGGCGACGGCUACCUGCACCCCGUCAAGAAAUGGCCCAUGCGAUCAAGAUUAUACAUUGGUGCUACUGGUCAGUUUCUGAAGCAUUCUGUCUCUGGAGAAAAAGCAAAUCAUGGCAAUAUUCCAACAGACUCACAGCCUUAG
This is a messenger RNA of Pipistrellus nathusii (Nathusius's pipistrelle), 516 nucleotides long. NCBI's taxonomy places the organism in Eukaryota, Metazoa, Chordata, Mammalia, Chiroptera, Vespertilionidae. The record is from the annotation of a GenBank genome assembly.